CUUUUUAAAAAAAAAAAACUCUCUCGAUUUUGAAUUUGCAUCUGAUCUUCUUGAGCUCUGCUUACUUACUAUGAUCUCUGUUUGAUCUUCUGCUCCUUGUGAUCUUCUGAUUUGCUGUUCGAUUUAGAUAAAAUAGAACAGAAGUUGGAUAAUGCUGGAGAAAACCGAGAAAAUCUUCGAUAUUACUGAAGAGAUGAAAAGCAAGCUCACAUCCGCAGAUCACAGCAGAAGCAGCAAGGAGAAGAAGAGUUGUGCCAUUUGUGGUACGAGCAAAACUCCUCUUUGGCGAAGCGGUCCAGCUGGUCCCAAGUCACUAUGUAACGCAUGUGGGAUCAAGAACAGGAAGAAAAGAAGGACAGUGAUCAGAGGAAACAGAUCGGAAUAUCAGAAGGAGAAGAAGAAUCACACUAGGAAUCCGAAGCUUGGUGACUCGUUGAAGCAGAGAUUGAUGGAGUUAGGGAGGGAAGUGAUGAUGCAGAGAUCAAAUCAGCUCGGAGAGGAAGAACAAGCAGCCGUGUUACUCAUGGCUCUCUCUUAUGCUUCUUCUGUUUAUGCUUAACGAAGUUCUGGAGAUCUCAGUGAUAUGAGUUUGCAGUGAUAAUUAAUUUUGUAGGAUAUGUAAUGUUUUUAGGUUCUAAGAGCAAAAUAGCUAACGAAUGUAAUUUGUUUGUUUGUCGUCUGAUGUUGAGUUAAGCUUCUUUUUUUUAUUAUUCCUUUGCAUCUUGUUUAAGUGAUCUGUUGACUGUAGUAGACAAUGUUAAUGUCAAGAAUCAAG
Eruca vesicaria subsp. sativa (arugula) is the source of this 775-nucleotide messenger RNA. The record is from the annotation of a GenBank genome assembly. Lineage: Eukaryota; Viridiplantae; Streptophyta; Magnoliopsida; Brassicales; Brassicaceae.